AUGGGAAACCUCCCAGCUCUGCUUGGGCCGUGGUGGGAUGCAGGAGCGAUGUUUCUCCAGUCCUCUCUGCCCUGGCAGCGUUGUGACCCAGGGAAAGGAAAGCAGGGUAGGAAGCGCCCCGAGAAAGGUCUGCGUGGGCCAUAUCAGGAGCUUAGCACAGGCCCCGUGUGCCACAAGAGCCAGAGUGUGUGGCCCAGGAGGGCCCCCAUUCCCUUGGAGCCCCACGGACAGCGCUGUGUGGGCGGGCACUGCCCAGUGCUGGGAUGCGCUGGACGAGAGCCCGGGAGAGAGCCGCUGGGGAAAGAGUUCCCAGACCCCUCUCUGGUCCCCUUGCUCAGCCCAGCUCUGCCUGUUGCUGCAGCUGGGGCCUCCCUGCAGAGGGGCCAGGCUUGGCCCGGGGCCCAGAGAGGCAUUGGGCUCAGCGUGACUGAGGGGAACCAACAGACCUGGUGGGUCCAGGAACCAUGGCGGAGGAUGAGGUGGGACCCUCAGGCCUGGGUCGGGAGGCCCCCAGGGACUGCUUCCCCUUCCUGUUACCUCAGCCCCUGCUGGGGAAAUGAAGACCAGGCCACGGAGGCUUAUAUCCCAGCCCCUGCUCUCCUAUUCAGCAGCCUGGCUUAG
Molecule: messenger RNA, 621 nt
Organism: Rangifer tarandus platyrhynchus (Svalbard reindeer)
Lineage: Eukaryota; Metazoa; Chordata; Mammalia; Artiodactyla; Cervidae
Source: the annotation of a GenBank genome assembly